AUGGCGACAACGUCACCCCCUCGUGUCUUUGGCAUUGACUUUGGCGCUACGCGAUGCGUUGUUGCUGAAAACAACGGCGACGUUGUGCUCAACGAGCUCGGGGCCAUGACCACCGCAUCGCUCGUGUCUUUCAAGGGCGAAGAGCGUCUCGUAGGCGAAUCAGCCGUUCUAUCGUCCAGUACAAACCCGCGGAACACGAUCGGCUUCUUGUCUGGACUCGUGGGCAAGCGCCAAUUGACUGACGUGCAGCACCAGAUCGAGCGUCUUCCUGGUCUCCACGCUACUUUUGAGGUAGACGAUGCAGGCCGCGUAGUGGCCAGUGUGGACUAUGGAAAACAAGACGGCAGCAAGACGCAGUUCACUACCGAGCAGCUUACCGGCAUGCUGCUUGCCAAUUUGGUGGCGCAAAUCAAGACACGUGUGCGAGACGAGCCGUUCCAUGUGACACUGGCAGUGCCAUCGGUGUGGGGGGAUGAGGAGAAACGCGCGAUCCGUGUGGCUGCUGCGAUUGCCGGUAUCCCAAGUCUGGCGCUCGUAUCGCGUGAUGCAGCGCUAGCACGCUGCUUUCAUUGUAAACACCCAGUGCAAGCUUCGAGCGCGCCGUCUGGUCCUUCCUCUAGUGACGGAGAUGUGGUGAUGGAGGCUGCAGAGACUGCCCGUUAUAUUGCAAUUGUUGAUAUGGGCCACACCAACACUAGUGUCGCGAUAGUGAAGCUAACGCAUGAGGGAGAGACGCUGUUGGCGACAGAGGCCGAUUUGGAUCUGGGAGCUGAGACGCUAGACCGACGACUAUUUGAGCAUUUCCAGAACGAGGUGCGAGCGAAGCAUGGUCUGGGUGUGGUGCUGCACUCGAAAGAGGGCAAGCGUCUGUUUCAGGCCUGCGACAAGAUCAAGAAGUUGCUGUCUACUAUCGGUGACGCCAACGUGACAGUCGAGAAUCUCGCGCCGGAAGCAGACAUCGGCAUCUCGAUGAGUCGCAAUGUGUUUGAGGAGCUUUGUGCUGCUGAGCGUACACGCAUUGCGGAAUUGUUGCAGAAGGCAUUAGAAGCUGCAAAGGAAAGCGUUGUCAUCGCUGACAUCGCAUCGGUUGAGAUCGUGGGUGGCGGUACUCGAAUUCCGUUUGUACAGGAAGCUAUUCUGUCAGUAUUCCCUAUCGAACAGCAGCGUAAUGGUGCGCUGAUCGGUCGUAUGCUGGAUUCGACGACUGCUAUUGCUUUAGGUGCGGCUUUUUCGAGCGAGGCGGUCGCUGCAGAAGAGAUGGCUGUAGUGGAAGCUGACGAGGAUGCUGCAGUACUUGCCCAGUAUAUCGCUUUGGAAAAGGAGUUCCAGACUCGUGAUGCAGAGCUGAUAGCCAUUGCUCACGAACGCAAUGCGAUCGAGUCUUUCGUGUACGAGAUGCGCUCGAAAAGCGGCGGCAAGCAUGGAGACAAGCUUGACGCAUCCAAGCUCAACCCGUUGCUAGAGGCAGCCGAGGAUUGGAUUUACUCCGAGGAAGCCGAAACUGCUACGCUUGACGUUAUUCGAGCGAAGCACCAGUCGAUUGAGGCGGAGGUGGGCACUGCGUGCGAGGCUUACUUUUCUGCUGUUGAGGCCGAUGAGCGUGCACUGGAGCACCAGCUCGAACAAGAAUCGCAAAAAGCUGAGGCGGAGCGCCAGGCCGAGGGUGAUGAUGAAGACCACGACACGCGAAAGCUCAAAAAGCCCGAACGCAUGCGCAUGGUGACUAAAAACAAAGAGGAGGGCAACGAGCUCUUCCGCGACGGCAAUCACAAGCACGCGGCUGCGCGGUACGUGAAGGCCCUGGCCCACGCGUCCAAGUUCUUUGACCUCUCCGAGUCCGACACGAAGGAGGUGAACGCGAUCAAGCUGAGCUUGUAUCUGAACCUCGCGCAGUGCUACCUCAAGAUGGAGAACUACACGAAAGUCGUGGGAAACUGCAACGAAGCGUUGGCUCUCGAUGCUAAGAGCGUCAAAGCGCUCUACCGCCGCGCUGUGGCGUACGAAAAGGAAAACAAGCUGGAGCUUGCAGCCGAUGACGUCAAGGCCGCUCUGACGCUAGCACCGCAGGACCGUGUCGUCGCCAAGCUUGACGAGCGUCUAAAGGAACGUCUACGCCGCCAGCUCGACAAGGAAAAGAAGAUGUGGAGCAAGGCGUUUGCAUGA
Molecule: messenger RNA, 2163 nt
Organism: Hyaloperonospora brassicae
Lineage: Eukaryota; Oomycota; Peronosporomycetes; Peronosporales; Peronosporaceae
Source: the annotation of a GenBank genome assembly